GCCCCGGGCCUGAGCAGCGGAAGCGGGCAGCGCUCGUGCCUCCCGCCUCCGGCCGGCCGGAGCAUGGGGCGCUGAACAUGGAGGGUUACCGGCUCUUCCUGGCGCUGCUGGCGUCGGCGCUGCUGCUUGGUUUCCUCUCCGUGCUCUUCGCCCUCGUCUGGGUCUUCCAGUACCGCGAGGGGCUCAGCUGGGACGGCGCCGAGGCCGAGUUCAACUGGCACCCGGUCCUCAUCAUCACCGGCUUCGUCUUCAUCCAGGGGAUCGCCAUUAUUGUGUACAGAUUGCCCUGGACCUGGAAAUGCAGCAAACUCCUGAUGAAAUUCAUCCAUGCUGGGUUAAAUACCAUAGCUAUGAUUCUCGCAAUUGUGUCUCUUGUAGCUGUUUUUGAUUUCCACAAUGCCAAGAACAUUCCCAACAUGUAUAGUCUGCACAGCUGGAUUGGGUUGACUGCUGUUAUACUUUAUUCUCUCCAGCUUGUUUUAGGUUUUGCUGUCUUUCUGCUGCCCUUUGCUCCAGUUUCUCUUCGAGCAUCUCUCAUGCCAAUACAUAUUUAUUCUGGUCUCCUCAUCUUUGUAACAGUGAUUGCAACUGCCUUCAUGGGAUUUACUGAGAAGCUUUUAUUUGCUCUGAAAAAUUACAAAGCAUCUCCACCAGAGGGAAUUUUUGUCAACACUCUUGGUCUUUUGAUUCUAAUCUUUGGUGCUCUUGUUUUGUGGAUGGCAACCAGACCCCAGUGGAAGCGCCCACCAGAACAGAAUUCUAAACUUCAGCAGCCCAAUGGAGGCACAGAAGAAUCAGCUAUGACAGACUGCAGUAAGGCAGAGAAAGCAGAUGUGGAGUUCAACAGUGAAGCAGCAGCAAGAAAGCGCAACCUCAAACUUGAUGAGGCAGGGCAGCGGUCAACCAUGUAAAGAAAGUAUAUAGAACAACUGUAAUCUUACAUUGAUUUAAAAAGCUGAUCUUAUCUAGCUUUUAAUUACAUAAGGAUAUAAAAUUAUUUUAAAAAAAAUCUUAGUGUUGUUCAGCUUUUCUGAACACUUAUAUGAGAUGAAAAGGUCUUCAAAUUCCAGUAAGACUUGUGUUUGUUAGGCUGUUCCUUAUUAUAUAACUUUGUUACAAAAAUGAGGACAGGAAUUUUAAAAAAAUGUUGAGUUCUGUGCUUUGAAAAGAUUUAGAGUGUUUGGAAUAGGGACUGAGUUUUUAAAAAAAGGAUAUGAAGGAAAAAUAAUCACUUUUAUCCCAAAUCUUAAUUUACUUAAUGAACAUAGAGUUCGUUAGUUUCUUAGAAAAUUUGAUAUGAUUGAGCCCAAGUUCUGUGCUGACCUGUACUCUGAAUGGUGAAGAAUAAGAGUUGCACCUGCAUUUCAAAAGACAGAAUUUGGCUGUUAGCAUGUAAUGACUAUAAAGAUAGUGUUUCACCUGUUUUAAGGGCCUGAUGAUGGAGUACCCUUGAUUAGCUCUGAAAUCCACGGGAGUACGGGUCACUGAGCACUUUGCAGAAUUACACUAUAAAAACUUCUGCCCCAAAAGAAUGAAUUUAGAUAAAAUAAGUUAAGCAGAUAUUUUACUUCCGGAUUUAUGAAACUAGCUUGCUUUAGAUCAGCUUUCCAUUUAGAUCAGGGGCAGGCAAACUUUUGUAAACUGCAGGCCAGAACAAUCUGGCUCUGGUCCUCAUCAGUGACAGAGGGGUUUCCCUGUACCCAUGCCAGGGACAGACAGAUGGGAACUGUGCCCAUGCCGCCACUGCUUCUCCUAGCCCCCCACUUCCUGGCUGCAACAUGGGCAGUGAGAAGCUGUGUCAAGAACAGGCAUCUGCAAAAUAUGUCUGUGCUGCUGCUGCUUCUCCUCCUCCUGUUCCUACCCUGGCUACAGCACCAGCACAACUGGAAGCCGCCCAGCCCCAGAGUAGCCCCCCACUGGCUGGAAACUGCCCAAGCUGUAGCUGGGUCUGGAGGAGAAAUGGCAGCAUCAGGAUUGGGUAUAGUUGGCAAGUGCCCAGUCUCCAUGCAGCUCCCUGUCAGCUAGAAGCUGCACCUGUGCUACAGUCAGGAAGCAAGAGGAAGGACGCAGCUGCCCACUACCUGGCCCCAGGAGCAGGCAAAAUCUCCCAUGGCUGAUGUACACCAAAACCACCCGACCAAUACUGGACCAAAGCCAGGAAGACAGGGAAAAGCAUCAGCAUCACAGGCACAGGUGGAAGCUACCCAGCCUGGCACAGCUCCUUGCUACCCAGGCCCUGGGCAGGCACAGGUUGGGUACAAGCUAACCCUCCAGUUCCCUGGGCUGGGUUGAGUCUGUGGGCUGAAUGUUACUGACCCCUAAUUUAGGCUAUUCAUCAACAUUUAAACUGUUGACCAAAAAGUUAGGAACAGUGUCUAUCUAUCCUUAAAUAUACCUGCUUCUUACUGAAGACUAGGGCAAUUACAAGUAGAUAUCCAGGGUAAGACUGGAUUUGUUGUGAAGGUUAUGUAUAUGCCUUUUUUUUCACUGCAUAGGAUUAUAGAAAUGAUAUAUCAGGUAAUCUAAUUCUACCCUUCCUUCAUCAGAGGAGCUAAACACUCCUUAUGGAUUGUAAAUAAUAAUAUAAUUUUUAAAGCCCUUCUUUGCUUGGAAGAGGAAGAUAAGGAGAGCAGUACAACACCCAAUCAUUCAAACACCACACUAGAAGUCAGGAGAUGGGCUUCUAUUUCCAGCUCUGCCACUGACUCCAUUUAUUCUAGAGUGCACUCAUAUAAAGUAGCAUAGUGCAGAGAUACAUGAGCUAGCUUUAAACAGCAAGUUUACCUUGGGCUUUCUCUGCCAAGGAGCAGAGUAAAUGAGUCUGUAUUGAACUUCUUGUUGAUGUGGUUAGGUCAACUGAAAUAGCUACUUUAAAGUGUGUUCAGGUACCUGUAUAAUACUUUCCAGCCAUUUAUGUGCCUUCAGUAUAGACAUACAGUUAGUCUUUAAUCUAAGACAAACCUUGUUCAUAAACUGAAGAUGUAAAUAUUGCUUAUCUUAGUGAAUUCAUUUGUUUGUAAAGGCACUUUGCACUUCUAUAUAGCUCCUUCUAGUAAUCAGAACAUUAACACAUAUUAUUCUUACCUAGAUUUUCUUGUGAAGACAAAAAUAAAUACAGCUAGAAGAAUGGAAAAUAUUAUAAUACAUAGUAUAAUUAUAGUGGAUGCCUUUAAUUGAUUGCAAGUGUCUAAAGUGAUUAGCCUUUUUAUUAUGACCCUUUUGUAAUGGUUAAAAAGCAAAAUGUUGUAUUAGUAUACCAUAAUUACUCCAUAUUUACCACUAUUCAUGUUGCAAAGGGUUUUAGACCCUACACCACUUUGUUUCUCUGAAGACCAUUUUUCAUUUUGAUUUAUUUUUCAACUUCUUGCAAACAUUCAAACACAUUAGGGUCCUUCAAAUAUUUAAUCUUCCUAAUGCAAAGUAUUAGAUUAGCAUAAACAAUUCUGGUUAUUUAUUAUUUUGGGCCUCUGCCGAGACGAAUUAUGGCAGAUCCUGAUCUUGGGGUUGUAACAACAUUUAAUCAUUUGGUUACUACAGUACAAGAAAGCUAUUAUAUUAAUUCUUAUUAAAACUUAUUUGCAGUUCCAUCCGGCUAUUAAAGGCUACAUCCUUCAAUGAUCUAUGUGAUUGAAAUAGGUUAAACUUUUCAUGUGUGGAUAGCUGGUUGCCAUAUAUUGCAAUGCUGAUGUUUCCUUUUACAAAAUACAUAUGUUUAGGAGCUGAGCAUUGCCUACACCAGAGGUGUCAAAGAUAUGGCCCAAAGACCAGAUCUGGUCCAGGGAGCCUUGUCCUCUGGCUUACAGGGCAUCCCAUAGGGCUUGAAAUUUGGUGGGAGGAACAAUGGCAGUUGCAGCUCUAGGAGCCAAAGCAAUUGAUGGCACUGCCACCAAAUUUCUGGCCCUGUAGGCGGCUCUGCAGAAGAGAUGGCAUGUCUCCAUGUUCCAGGCUUGGCCCACAGACUAGCCCCACGUCACCCACCUAGUUUGCAAACUGGGACCAGAAUAGUUUAAACACUCUUGUUCUACAUGUUUGAAUGUAGAACUCCACUAUAAGAAGGGGAAAUACUUUCCCAUUCUGUAUUAGACCUCCAGUGCUGCUCUUUAGAAUGGAUGUUUUUAAAGUGUAUGCUAGACAUGUUAACACUUCCACAAAAUUAUCUGGAUUCAUUAAGAAAGAGACCUUGAAAAACUUUACUUUAAAAUGAAAAGGGACUUUAGAGUAUGGCAAUGUUUGCUAAGGCGAGGAAAAAACACUUGGUGUCAAAGUUGACUGUGACCAGUUUACAUGCCUCUACUAGAGCUGUGCAAGUUACACAUUAAAAAGGCAGGGUCACUACAUCUUGCACAAAGUACUUAACUGCACAAUCUUUCCUUGGGAUCUUUUUCAUAAUCUGCUCAAACUGCUGUAUGUAUAUGUUGAAUCAGUGAGUACCUGAUAACCUGGUUAAGACCCUUUAAAAGUUCAGCUGGAGGUGGGGUUGUGCUUGCUGUGGUGCAAUAUUAAUGCCUCUGAGGUGGUAUUGUUCUGCUCAUCCAUAGAACAAAUACAACACAGGAAGCAGCAGUUAAUGUACAUAUAUUGUCUUGCCAUUAUGUCUCAACCACCUGUAGAAAUGAGUACAGUUCAUUUUUAUGCCCAUUUGGUCUAUGGCAUACUGCUGAGGCUCUUGGUAACUGUGUGUGUGUGUGACAGUCACCUGUCCAGAAAUCGGAUGGGAAUAAACUCUUAUCAAAGGGUAUAUAACACAGUAACUCUUACUUUUUAUAACAGUUCUGAUUUGACCUGAACUAGAACAAGCAGCACAUUGGUAAAAAGUUUUAUAUUCUGUUAACAGUGCCUUAAGUCAUUAAUCAUUAUGCCCUUUAUUUUUUUAUUGCUAACUGUGUAUUAAUGAUAUGACUUUUCCCCCCUUUCUAUGAAACAUUCUUGAAACUGAUAGCAGAAAAUGUCUUCAAAUACAGAUGCUUCAAAGUUUUUCCCUCAGUCCUUGAACUUAAGGGAUAUAAGUCCUAAAAGGCAAUGAAAAAAUCCCCCAUCCUAAUUAUGAGUUAUAGGCUAUAUUAUACUGUAUAUUGAGUAGGUUAGCUUAGCACUUAUUGAGUAACUUACUUAUAACCAAGUAACUCCAGUUUUAAAAACACAGUCUCGCCUUAUUACCUAAGGACCAAAUGAUAUUAGGAUAUUUCUAAGAACAGUUUAAGACACUCUAAGAUUUGAAAAAUCUUAAAUCACAUAAAUUGAUUUAACAUAUUCUUGUUCUGGAGGAAAAAUGUGGCAAAUAAAGAAGCUGAAUUACCUUAGUACAAUGUUAUAUGCAGAAGUAAGAUUAAAAUCUAUAGCAACAUGGAAUUUAAAAGAAAUAUUUGCAAUAGGAAUUAAGACUCCAACUUCUUUCUUUGGGAGCUAGAUGUUUAAAGACCUUUUUAAAAGGAUGUGUUGCAUAGCUUAGGCCCCAACUUUGGUUUCAUAUAACAAAAACACAAAAAGUUACAAAACCUACUAGAAAGAGAAGAAUUUAAGUUAACUGCAGUGAAAACAGGAUGAUUAUUGACAGAUCUGUUCUGCAGUUCUAGACACUGAAAGAGGACAGCAUUUUAUACCUGGAUAAAUGAAACUGAGCAAAAGUAACGAAGACCAUUAAUUUCACUGCUCUGAAUGGGAAGGUGAUAAAAGCAUAAGCAAUGCAAGAUUAGAUUUUUAAAGAUCAUUUCUAUUUUGAAUAACUGAAUAGAUAGCAAAUUUUAUACAAAAAUGGUAAAUUGAGCCAAACCAAAUUGAAUAUAUAAUAACUAUGUAUAAUUUUCUUACUACAUACAACUAAGGUAAUUGAAUAUAAGAUUGUGUAGU
Molecule: messenger RNA, 5847 nt
Organism: Gavialis gangeticus (Gharial)
Lineage: Eukaryota; Metazoa; Chordata; Crocodylia; Gavialidae
Product: cytochrome b reductase 1
Exons: 4
Coding region: 78-911 (277 amino acids)
Cellular component (GO): lysosomal membrane
Molecular function (GO): oxidoreductase activity
Source: RefSeq, a predicted model, not a curated record